AUGGGUGCAGCAAUGGUCCUACUUUUGUUGAUGGUGAUCGGUCUGGGUGUUGCAUACCACAUGGGAAUUCUGGAACCUUACAUUAAAGAAGCCCAAGCAAGAUUGAAACAAGGUGGAGGUGGUGGUGGUGGUGGUGCACCUCACUAUUCGCAACGUGACAAUUGCAAUCCUGAAAAGUUUGCUACACUUGUGAAGCUAGGUAUGUGGUAUUUAAAUUAA
Messenger RNA from Thelazia callipaeda (thelaziosis nematode), 219 nucleotides. NCBI's taxonomy places the organism in Eukaryota, Metazoa, Nematoda, Chromadorea, Rhabditida, Thelaziidae. The record is from the annotation of a GenBank genome assembly.